AAGGCAAACUUCCCGAUGAAGGCAGCCUAUCUAUGGUCAGUCCAUGAUUUUCCAGCCUUUGGAAUGGUUGCUGGGUGGAGCACCCAUGGAAAAUUUUGUUGUUAUGAUUGUAUGAGUGAUACCAAAGCAUUCUGGUUAGAAAAUGGUGGAAAGGCUUGCUGGUUUGAUUGUCAUAGGAGGUUUCUUCCGGUAGGCCAUGAGUUUAGAACCCAGGCUGAUGCAUUUCGGAAAGACACAAUAAUAUUAGAUGAACCACCUAGGCAUUUGAAAGGUAAAGAAGUAGAAGCCCAAAUGAGAGCCCAAGUAGGAAACACCAAAACAUAUGGAAAAGAACACAACUGGACACAUGUUAGUUGUUUCUGGGAUCUGCCUUACUCCAACAAAUUGGUUUUUCGGCAUUGUAUUGAUGUAAUGCACAAUGAGAAGAAUGUAGCUGAGGCUAUUUGGAACACAUGCUUUGACAUAACUGAUAAAACAAAAGAUAAUGUCAAAGCGAGGAAAGAUCAAGCUAAGAUUUGCAAACGUCCUAAGAUGAAUCUAGUCGAAAAGCCAAAUGGCAAGUGGGAUAAGCCAAGGGCACUUUUCAGCAUUGAGGGGAAGCAUAAGGUCAUCAUUUUGAAUUGGUUCAAAAAGCUAUUAUUUCCUGAUGGGUAUGCUUCCAACUUCAGAAGAGGGGUUAAUCUGAAGGAUAAGAAAUUGUUUGGACUGAAAAGUCAUGAUUACCACAUAUUCAUUGAGUGUUUACUCCCAGCUGCUUUCCGUGGUUUUCUUCCUGAAGGCAUUUGGAUUUGUCUUUUCGAGCUUAGCUUUUUCUAUAGGCAGUUGUGUGCUAAACAACUCAGCAAAGACAUAGUAGCAAGUCUGGAAAAGAACAUCGUGGUGAUUAUUUGCAAAUUAGAGAAGAUAUUCCCUCCUGGGUUUUUCAAUCCCAUGCAACACCUAAUGAUUCAUCUACCUCGCCAAGCCAGGCUAGCAGGCCCUGUCCAGAAUACAUGGAUGUAUCGAUUUGAGAGGUAUAUCUUAUAUGAAAGUAAAAAAAGUUGUUUACUUGGCAAAUGCAUUUCUUCAUAGCUUGUUUUUCUUUGAUUCAGGGGUAUUGGAAAACUAAGGAAGAAAGUACGUAAUAAGUCACGAGUCGAGGGAUCAAUAGCUGAGGCUUUCCUUAUUGAUGAGGCCACAAAUCUUUUCUCCCUUUAUUUUAAAUCUGAUGUGCACUCAGUUAGAAACCGACCACCUAGAUAUGAUGAUGGCAGAUUAUCAUUUCAUUCCACUUGUGAUCUUGAGAUGUUUCAACAUCCUGGACGAUGCUUGAGCUAUAUGGGUCAUUAUGAUUUCACAACACAAGAAUACAAGGUGGCAUUCUUGUAUAUUCUGACUAACAUGCCAGAGAUGGAUGAUUUCUUCACUGAAUUUGAUACAAAACAUUGUAGGGGAGAAAGCAUACAAACUGAUGAACAACAGUGUGAACUAAGAUUAAAUGGUUCGAUACUUGGCAACAAGUGCCCUAACUUUUUCAGCUGGUUCAAAUCUCAUGUAAUGUGCCCCAUACUUAUUCCACUCACUAUUUUUUCAACUACAUAGAAGCAAAAACUAAUAUAAGUAAACAUUUUGGUGCAGUGUCAAACAACUUCAGGUGUUCAUAAUGCAUUGCGUCAAAUGUCAUAUGGGUUUCCGACAAGAGUGAAAACCUAUGGAAUUUAUGAUGUGAAUGGGUAUAGGUUUCGCUCAGAGAUCUAUGAGAAGACUGGAACAUAUUUGGGUUCAUGUAACAUAGGAGUUUGUGUCACGAGCUUUGAUGA
This is a messenger RNA of Triticum aestivum (bread wheat), 1799 nucleotides long. RefSeq lists its product as uncharacterized. The transcript is spliced from 2 exons. Bases 16 to 1071 code for a protein of 351 amino acids. NCBI's taxonomy places the organism in Eukaryota, Viridiplantae, Streptophyta, Magnoliopsida, Poales, Poaceae. The record is from RefSeq and is a predicted model, not a curated record.